Cuscuta epithymum is the source of this 2516-nucleotide messenger RNA. The record is from the annotation of a GenBank genome assembly. Lineage: Eukaryota; Viridiplantae; Streptophyta; Magnoliopsida; Solanales; Convolvulaceae.
CGAGCCCGCCGGGACCUAACCCUUGUGGCACUCCCUCGCUACCAGUUGAGCUACACCCACCGCUAAUCCUCAAAUAGUAAUUUCUUUGUAUGUAUAUAUAUAGUGUAUUAUAGUCCUUAUAUAUAUCUUUGGUAGUAUCGGUGGCCCUUAACUUAUUCGAAGGCAAAUAAUAUUAUCCUCAACGAACCGACUCGACCCCUACGUAGGUACUUCUUAUCUCCCAGCCGUUUCCACGAUCUCUUCCCCCUCGUCAACCGCCUACAAACUUCCAUUCUUCCCAUCCCCUGCCCACACGUACUCCCCCUCCCAUAAUCCCCCGGCCCCACCGUCACGUGAUCAUCAUUCCCUAUAUCUCCACGUCCUGCUCCACUAUUUAACCCCCGCCCUUUUUCUCUCAUUUUCAUUCUCCAUCUCCGUAUAUACAAACUGAAAUCCAGGCGUAGCUAAGGGUGAGGAUGCCUAGCUGAUUUCAGACUUCCAGCAUGCAAAAUCUGAUAGGCAGGGAUGCUCGACUUAAGUGGAGCAUGGAGCACAAGUACCUCACAAAACAAAAAGAAAAAGCAAAAAAGCAAAAAAAAAAAAACUUUUACCACAUUGAUUAACUACUUUGACCUGAACAAAGUUCAAAAUUCCAGGAGCAACUGCAUGCACUUGACACAUUACCACCGACUGAGAAGAAUACAGAGAGAUAUAUAUAUACACUUGAAAGACUGAAAGAAACUGAUCGAAGAUGGUCGCUCCGGAUUCAGAAAUGGUGUCUCAAAGCGAGGUGGAAUCCGCAUUGCAGCUGCAACCAGCAGGUCAUCAUCAGAAUAAGAACAACAAUACUGGGUAUGCAUCAUCAUCACUAGGCAGGCAGUCCUCCAUAUACUCUCUCACGCUUGAUGAGUUCCAGCACACUCUCUGCGAAAGCGGCAAGAACUUCGGGUCUAUGAACAUGGACGAGUUCCUCAACAGCAUUUGGACUGCCGAAGAGAACCAAGCGCAUACUCAUGGCCCUCCACCAGCAGACGCCUCUAACGAUGUCAUGAUGCAUAAUUUCGUGCUCGGCGAUCAUCACCAUACUAAUACUUCUAAUAAUAAUAAUAAUGUUCCCGUGGUUGACAAAUGUACAACCACCGCAAUGCAUCCAGGCUUAGCCCUGGCAAGGCAAGGCUCCCUCACGCUCCCGGAGCCGUUGUGCCGGAAGACCGUGGAUGAAGUGUGGGCCGAGAUUCACCAGCAGCGCAGCGAUGGGAAGUUCCAGAACAAUCAGGCAGCAUCCGGUUCGAACGCACAGAGGCAGGUUACGUUUGGAGAAAUGACGCUAGAGGAUUUCUUGGUCCGAGCUGGUGUGGUGCGGGAGCAGCAGGGGUUUGCUCCCGCCCCACUUCCACCCUCAUCCCACCAUCAACCGCAACAAUAUGUGACGUACCAGAACAGCAACAAUAACCCCGUAGCCAUGGGUGCACCUUAUGUGGCCCCGCGAUCCGUCACGGGCUUAUGUGGUGGCGGUGUUGGUGGGGGAGUUGGUGUCCCUACACCUUACCAGACACUUCCACAGCAGCCAGCACCAGUGACUGUUUAUGGAGGGGCAAUGGGGAACCCAUGUAGUGCUGGUGUCGGGUAUGGGCACGUGCAAGGAGGACCCGUUGGGUUGGGCUCACCGAUGAGUCCGAUUUCUCCUGACGGGCUGUGCAUGAAUACCCAAGGGGCUGACGGAGGAAGCCACUAUGGAUUAGAGGCUGCGGCCGGGAUGAGAGGAGGAGGGAGGAAGCGAAUCAUAGAUGGGCCAGUGGAGAAGGUGGUAGAGCGGCGACAGAGAAGGAUGAUCAAGAAUAGAGAAUCUGCAGCUAGAUCCCGAGCCAGAAAGCAAGCUUACACAGUUGAACUGGAAGCAGAACUGAAUCAGCUGAAAGAAGAAAAUUCCAACCUCAAACAAACCGUGGUAUGCACCGUGUGAUACAGAGUAUGUACGUUAAAUCUGUUGAGUCCAUGCAAUAAAAAUACUAAGUUUGUUCUGUUUUUGUGUUUCACAUCAAAGUGUGAUCUAACGGCAAAGUUGGAGAGGAAAAAGAAUGAAGAGGUAAAUGAAUAGUCAUAAUUUAGCAGCACUCACAUCUGAUCUAUUCUACAUUUACUCAGUUCAUUAAUUAAGUAAUUCCGCGGCGAGAAGUAAUAUAGAAGGUGUUCAAUAUUUCGAGUUUCAGAGUUUAGAGGAAAUGAAAUCAAAAGCAUGCACAAAAGCGGAAAAGGCGGCAGAGAAACUGAGGAUGGUUAGGAGGAGCACGAGCUGCGCUGCUGCACUUCUUCGAGCCAUCUGAUCAUAUUUGCACACCCAAUUUUGUGAACUUAUACAUACAUAAUAUACCUAGACAUAUAUACAUACAUAAAUGGUUGGGAAAUAUACUUUGGUAGGAGAAUAGAGUUAUCUUUUAUCUGUAUUCUGUAAUAUAGACUAUUUCAGUUAUGAUACUUGAUUGAUAGGAAAUGACAUUAGGAAAAACUGCUUGCUAUUAUUUCAGCAUGACUGCCUG